AUGCGAAGUACUGGUAAACUGGAGAGGAACAAUUCAUCCCUCAAUACAAACAUCCUGAAAGCAUAUCAUUGUGGUCAUUGUCCACUGGAGUGGUUUACAUAUUCCAACAACUGCUACUACAUUAGUACUGAAAAUAAAACAUGGAUUGAGAGUGGGCUGGCCUGUGCUUCUAAAAACUCUAUCCUGCUUUAUAUAGAUAAUGAAGAAGAAAUGAAAUUUCUGAGUUUCAUGUUACCACCAUCAUGGAUUGGAAUUUUUCGUAGCAGCAGUGGUCAUCCAUGGACGUUGAUAAAUGGUUCAGCUUUCAAACUAAAUUACAGAAUAGCAGAAUUAUCAUCUGAUAAAGGUGACUGUGUUCUGCUACACCUAUAUGGCCUCACAUCAUGGAGUUGUGGAGCUCCAAAAAUAUAUAGUUGCAAACAUAAGCUUUAG
Messenger RNA from Myotis brandtii (Brandt's bat), 432 nucleotides. RefSeq names its product NKG2-A/NKG2-B type II integral membrane protein-like. Bases 1 to 432 code for a protein of 143 amino acids. The transcript is spliced from 5 exons. NCBI's taxonomy places the organism in Eukaryota, Metazoa, Chordata, Mammalia, Chiroptera, Vespertilionidae. The record is from RefSeq and is a predicted model, not a curated record. Gene Ontology annotation, biological process: stimulatory C-type lectin receptor signaling pathway; positive regulation of natural killer cell mediated cytotoxicity.